GGUGUGUCUGUGUGGGCAGACCUCCCCGAGAAGCCGACGGUCUCCUGCUGCAGCAACAACCCCCACUUGAUCGUGUGCACCUGGGUACCGGGACAGCACGCCGACCUGCCCACACACUUCAGGGUCAACACGACGUUCGCGAAGACGCGUGUGGAGUGUCGGCAUGGUGCGGACUUGCCCCCAAACACGUGCCACUUGCCGGGAACAUUAAUGGCGUACGGCAAGUACGUUGUUACGGUGACGGCCAUCAACCCGCUGGGCUGCAACUACAGCAAUUCCUUCAGCUUCUUCCACAAAACAAUCUUGAAGCCGGAUCCCCCCGGUGAUCUCGGCCUGCGCUGGACCGGCAAUGCGCUGCACGUGAGCUGGAGCUACCCGAAGACGUGGGCCGAGGAGGCCGACGCCUUCCCGCUCUGGUUCCAAGUAUGCUACAAGACGGCCAUGUCCCGGGUGUGCAACGAGGGCCCCCCUCUGGACGCCACGGAGAUGAACGUCACGGACGUGAUGCCCAGCAAGGACUACGUGGUACGAGUGCGUGCGUCCGACAAGUACACGAAGAGGUUGUGGAGUGAGUGGAGCCCCGAGGUGCGGAUCAACGCCGCCACAGGUAGCCGUCGCCGCGCCGGGCCGUUUGGCGCGCUCGAUUUGCAGAACUGUUCAGUGCUGAUGUGGACUUUGGCGAGCGAGCCAGUGGAUGGCUUCAGUAGAUUGGUGAUCAUGUGCAAUGCUGCACGGUGA
Lethenteron reissneri (Far Eastern brook lamprey) is the source of this 738-nucleotide messenger RNA. RefSeq names its product interleukin-11 receptor subunit alpha-like. Gene Ontology annotation, cellular component: membrane. Lineage: Eukaryota; Metazoa; Chordata; Hyperoartia; Petromyzontiformes; Petromyzontidae. Gene Ontology annotation, molecular function: cytokine receptor activity; protein binding. The record is from RefSeq and is a predicted model, not a curated record.